GCCCCCCCACCUGCACCCUCGAUCUCAAUGAGUCCAUCACACUCUGUGUAUAUUAGGGGGGAGAGAGUCACUUUGACAUGCUCCCCUCCUGAUGAGUAUAAGGAAGGUCAAAUACAGUAUUACCACCAGGGCAAAGAAAUCCACUCAGAAACACAUAUUAUAAAUUCGGAAGCCCUGGAAUCUGCUGGAGAAUAUUCCUGUGGGUACUGGAUUGAAAUAAAUGGUAGACGGAUUAAUUCAUUGGUCAGCAAUAAUAGAGCAAUCAGAGUAAGGGACAUCCCACCUGCACCCUCCAUCUCACAGAGCCCAUUCCACUCUGUCUACAUCAGGGGGGAAGCUGUCACUUUGACAUGUUUUGUUCCUAAUGAAUAUUCAGCAUAUCAGAUCCAGUAUUAUAAACAUGGAAGAGAAAUCUACACAAGGGAGACAAAUGAGAGAAAUGUGAAGUAUGCCAUAUCUACAGAUGUCGAAGAGGCUGCAGGAAACUAUUCCUGUACUUACUGGACAAAAAUAUCUGACAGAAAUGUGAAUUCUUUGCUGAGUAAUAUUUUAGCAAUUAGAAUAACAGCCCAACCUCCUGCACCCUCCAUCUCACUGAACCCCUCACACUCUGUCUAUAUUAGGGGGGAGCAUGUCACGUUGUCAUGUUCUCCUCCUGAUCCAUAUAAAGCGUCAGGAAUCCAAUAUUCCCACCAGGGCAAAGAAAUCCACUCAACCACAUAUAUUAUAUAUACAGAAGCUCAGCAAUCUGCUGGAAACUAUUCCUGUGGUUACUGGAUUGAAACCCACAAUAGAAAGAUAAAUUCAAUGAGCAGUGUUUAUGUGACAAUCCAAAUAACAGACAUCCCACCUGCACCCUCCAUCUCACUGAACCCAUUCCACUCCAUCUACAUCAGGGGGGAACCUGUCACUUUGACAUGUUCUGUUCCUGAUAGAUAUUUAGCAAAUCAGAUUGAGUAUUAUCAGCAUGGACGGGAAAUCCACACAAGACUGACAGAUGAGAGAACUGUGAUUUAUGUGAUAUCCACUAAUAAUGCUGAGGUUGUAGGAAACUAUUCCUGUAGUUAUUGGACCACCAUAUUUAACAGAAACAUUCAUUCUUCAGUUGCUAAUUCUGUAGCUAUCAGAAUAACAGACAUUCCAAGUCCACCUUCCAUCGUCACGAGGCCUUCACAUCCAGUAUACCUGAAGGGAGAAUCUAUAAAUAUGACCUGCUCAACUCAUACAACUCAUAGUCAAUCAGCAGCUUCAAAAGUGCAAUUUUAUAAAGAUGAAAAUCAAAUUCAAGUUGAGGAAGCACAUGAUGGAGAGGCUACAUAUCUACUAUUUAUAUCUGGUUUGGAGGAUACUGGACACUUUCUGUGCAAAUACAUAACCAUAGUUUCUGGGAGAGAGAUACUUUCAGAGCCCAGUCAAAGUAUCCAGGUUACAGUAGUGGACGUUCCAAAUCCACCUUCAAUAGACCUGAUCCCCGCACACCCUGUAUACCUUAAAGGAGAGUCUGUAAAUAUGACAUGCUCAGUUCCUGGAUAUGUUACCAUUAAAAACAUACUAUAUUACAAGGAUGGAGAAGUAAUCCAGACCAAGGAUGCACACGAGAGAAAAGCAACAUUUUUAAUACCUGAUAUGGAUAUUGCUGGAGAUUAUGUAUGCAGAUAUGUAACAAUACAUUCUGGGAGAGAGAUACAGUCUCAGCCUCGUUCUGCUCCUAUCAGAGUUGUUGAUCACCCACGACCACCCUCUCUAAUGCUUCUUCCAGAGCACAAAAUAUAUAUAACAGAAGAACCCCUCACCAUUAUUUGCUAUGGUUGUACAGACAGCGAUGGAUAUAAAAUAUAUAAAUCUGGUCACAUACUACAGAACUCUAACAGCAAAAGCAACAUAUUCCGGUAUUCACUAAAACUACAAACCAGCUCCAAUGGGUCUUAUACCUGCACAUGUAUAGAAGUUCUUCCAGGAGGGCGUCAGAUGGAGACCAAAAGCAGUUACCCUGAAAAUGUCUUUGUGUCAAAUCCCCCUCCUGCUCCAUAUCUCACCUUGGCACAGCCAGUACAGAAAACUGAAAAUGGCUUUCAGGUGACCUUAAACUGUUCUGCAGAAAACCUGGGCCUUGCAAGAAAUUUCAGCUUCUGGAGGAUGGAGGGACAGUAUAACCCAACACAAUCUAGAAAGGUUACAAGUGUGUCAGGCUUUCUGCAGUGGGAAGUGGAGGCUAUUGAAAAUGUUGCAUUUUCCUGUUCAUAUGAAGACAUCAUAUAUGGAAGAACAAUAGAGUCUAAGAGCAGUGAGGUCCUUAACAUCACUCUUAUGGCCUCAUUGUUCUCACCCACUGUGAUUGCUGCUAUUACUGGAGGGCUGUCAGUUCUUUUAUGCUUGAUCGUGGUCUUUUUAUUCUAUAUGAAAUAUAAAAGACAAAAUAAACUCAACAAUUGGCGUUUCAGCUGGUAUUGGAAUGACAAACGAAGGAAUCCUUUUCCAUGCCCAGUUUCUUCAGAUGGAAGCACUGAAAAAAAAUCCAAGACUGUUAAGCUAUCAGAUUCACUAAAUAAGAAGCCGUUGUCGAUUGCAACUGUCAAGGAUGAAGAUGACGUAGGAACCGCUUUCAAGCUGUCAACAUUCAAAACUCUUUCAAGAAAAUCGAAAGACCUCUCCUUACAGGAGCCUCACUAUGGAUCAACAUUUAUCUAAAUAUCACCUGCAGGCAACAGGAUGCGUUUUAUUAUUUUACCUCAUUGAAUGGUAGAUACUGAUUAUACAAACAGAAAAUACAUUGGUUUAGUCAUCACCCGCACCCCACCCAAAAAGGGGGGGGGGGGGUUGAGGCUAAACAUAAGUGAUAAAAUGAUAUUGCAGGGUUUAGAGCUGAGUAAAUUUUGGAAAAAUCUGUGUUCCAAAGUAAGGAACAGAAAAUGUGCAUAUUCUUAAUUCUGUUAUGACAAACUGAACUGAAUCUGACCCAUAAUCCAGAGAUAAAAAAUGAUAUCCAGGAUGGGUUUUCAAAGUAUAAAUGGAAAGACUGUUGCAUCUAAAUACGUCACAAGCCGUUCAGUAAGUGCAGUCUAGCACCUUUUUUUCAUAAGAACUGAGAAACCCUCUGUAUAAUUAAUUGCUCCUUAUUUCAAAGCCUAACAAAGACUACAGCUGGGGGAGGAUGUUUUUUUUAUUGGUCCUUGAAUGAAUAAUUGCCCACAGGUGAUUUUAAAAGUACAGCAGAUAAAUGCAUCAGACUGAGGUGAGAUUUGCCAAUGCUCUGCACAAAGCUGAGCCUACAGAACAAAUCGUUUUGUUUCUUGCUUCUUUUAUUGCUAUUUCCCCUUGCCGUGAUGACCACCAGCCUACUGUUGUUUCCAUGAGAGAAACGGUUAUUCACAGUCUCACAAUUUUUUAACCACAGACUAUAUUCCGCUGCAUAACCAGCUGACAGUGAUGUAUUGUUCAAAAAUAAUCUUUACCUUAACAUCCCACUUAGAUGCACACCUCAACAGACCCUUGUAAUAAAAAUAAAAAACCCUUUAGACAUG
This is a messenger RNA of Xenopus laevis (African clawed frog), 3521 nucleotides long. RefSeq lists its product as uncharacterized. NCBI's taxonomy places the organism in Eukaryota, Metazoa, Chordata, Amphibia, Anura, Pipidae. The transcript is spliced from 14 exons. Bases 28 to 2688 code for a protein of 886 amino acids. The record is from RefSeq and is a predicted model, not a curated record.